Teleopsis dalmanni is the source of this 2790-nucleotide messenger RNA. It is a transcript of the gene fipi, whose product is annotated as neural cell adhesion molecule 2. Gene Ontology annotation, molecular function: protein binding. Bases 608 to 1963 code for a protein of 451 amino acids. The transcript has 7 exons. Gene Ontology annotation, cellular component: membrane. The record is from RefSeq and is a predicted model, not a curated record. Gene Ontology annotation, biological process: cell-cell adhesion. Lineage: Eukaryota; Metazoa; Arthropoda; Insecta; Diptera; Diopsidae.
AAGACAUAUACUGAUACGUUAGUGCCGUUAGUGGCGUUAGUAUGUUUUUGUUGAGAAACUAAAUUCAUUAAAAUCUUACAUUAACGCUUUUUUACAACUAAUUAAAAUAUAAUUGCUCUGGGCUGCUUACAGUUUGGCAAGAAAACAAUUUCGGUGACGAUUUCGCCCUUCACAGAAAAAGGAUUGAAGGACUUUGGUGAAACAUUAGAUAACGGUUUUAAGCAACUUCAAAGAAUGCAUUAACGAAAGCUAAAGCGCUUACGCAAUUUGUCGAAGUUUUUAACUUUUGCUAGCGCUAAAAUAGUGAUAAGUUCUUGAGCGAAAACUAAAAACACAGUAAUGUUAAUUACAGAAAAUAAAAACAAAAACAAUUAAUGAGGAAUGAAAGCAGCUCUUACUAUGAGUUCUGUUAUUAAACUAAAUGAUAGGAUUUAAGUGUUGUUGUGUGUGUGUCAUCCAAUAGUGCUUUCUAAUGUUAAAUGAAGUUGCGUUCGUUAUUUAAUUUUGAAGUUCAGAAGUGCAUUUCAGUGAAUUAACUUUUAUUAUUUGUUUUGUAGACGUUUUUUAAGGGGUUUCGUAGUGCGGGGGGUAUUGAUUGUUUUGGACAAUGAGAAACCUAAUUGGAUUAUUGCUGUAUUUGACCGCCAUUGCCGUACCUGGUAAUGGCCAUCAUUCUUCCCUAACACUAAGUCCUUCCGAUGCAACUUUAGUUAGAUACACAAAUGAAUCGCUUAUAGUACAAUGUAGCAGUGUAAAAAACAAUUUAAACCUUCACUGGAAGUCUCCGAAUGGCGACCUUAUUAAGAAGAAUAAAGGACGUAUUCACAUUGAAAACAAUAGUUCUACAGGUCAACUUACAAUAGUUUUCACGCACAUUUCUUUAGCCGAUAAGGGUAAUUGGACUUGUGAAGACACUGAGAGUGGAACACAUAACAUUACAUUUGAUCUUAUUGUGUAUCAAAAAAUCAUCUUCACUGAAAAUGCCACAGUUCAAGCUGUAAAGGAGGGGAAAAAUGCUACAAUACUUUGCGAAGUAAAAGGAGAGCCACAACCAACCAUUACAUGGAGUUUCAACGGGCAACCUAUAACAAUCGAUACAAAUUCUAGUAAGCUCCGGAUUUUAGCUGAUGGCUUACUUAUCAACAAGGUAGCACAAAAUGAUACUGGCGAGUAUACGUGCCGCGCAUACCAAGUGAACUCAAUUGCAUCAGAUAUGCAGGAACGCACCGUCCUAUUAAAAAUUGAACAUAAGCCAGUUUGGAUACACUCCCAUCAUACAAGUGUACAGUACGCAUAUAUUAAUGGAACAGCCACAAUGCUGUGCGAAGCCAUUGCGGAGCCACCGGCAAAUUUCACUUGGUUUUAUUUAAAAAAACGAAUACAUAAUAAUGAAUAUUUUAGUAUCGAAACCAAUCAUGUGAUGUCCUCUUUAACCAUAAGAGCACGUGAUGCAAGUAUAAUGGGCGUCUACAAGUGUCGUAUUCAAAAUGAAUUGGGCUUCCUGGAACGAACAAUUACUCUCAAACAAAGCGAAAAACCACCUGCACCCGAUGGUCUUCAUUUGCGUGGAUAUAACUCCAAUACUUUUGACAUCGUUUUGGGAACACCACGUACAGCAAUGCGUAGUCCUUUGGAAGUGAUUGCCUUUCGCAUUGAGUUCCAGACAGGAAAUGAAUUUAGAACGAAUGCUGGAAAUUGGAAAAAUGCAAAACGAAGAGACUUUCCAUUUGUGAAUGGUGCAACAUACCCACUAAAUAAGUUAGAACCAAAUACUACUUAUUACAUGCGUGCUGCUUCAAUGAAUUUGGCUGGCCUUAGUGACUGGACUAAAGUUGAAAAGUUUACCACACUUUCCAAUGAACUGCGAGGCUACGGCGAACGUACAAAGUCAACUAACUUUCUGAUUUUAUAUGCACUCUGUUUUGUUACUUUUUUAUUUAAAAAUACUUUUUUAAAAAUGUGAAAAGAACCCGAACUUAUACGGUCAAAACCAAGCUUAAAUUGAUAUUAAAUAUUUAUGAACUUUUUCCUUGAAAACCAAACAAUAAUUUUUUCGCACUUGCAUCUAAGAACUAUUGUUGCACUCUAAGCAAGCUUUGAUGUAUAAAACAAAAACAAUUUACGAAAUAAAUGUUCAAAGCCCAUCUCGAUAUCAUCCUUCCCUUCUUCGGCUUAGCAUCAAUUCCUUAAAAAUUCAUUUCCAAAACACAUUUCAUCACUCCUAUAUAAUUGUAUUCACACGGCACAAGUAGUUUGAAUUUAACUUGUCAUUUUACUCGCUCGGCUCGUUCGGGUACCGUUGUUACAAAAUCAAGUUGAAAUUAUAACCCGGUUGCAAACAAAUAUUUGACUGCCAAAAUGAUAAUGGAAUUGGAAUUUGUACAAAAUCAAGUUAAAAUAAAGUAGGUAAUUCAGAAUAGUACAAUUAUGGUAUAUAGUGAAACUAUAAAACAAAAAAUUCCUUUCAUUAACACUUAGAGACCAAAACAAAAAGAAACAAAAUAUUCAUGAAACAAACAACGUAACUACAAAAAUAAAAAUGAAAAAUAAAAUCAAAUACAAUAAGAAAAAUGAAAAUCAAAAUCACACUGAAAGAUUGAUUUGCCAUGUGAACAAGGUUUUAACGAAGCGAGCCGAACGAAUAAAAUUAAAAUAAAAAUAAGAAUUAUUUAUGUGGUGUGAACAGGAUAUUAGUGAAAUUCUAGCUAUGUCUGUAGUAGUUAAUUAGAUAUACAUUCCGUUAUUUGAUAAUAUUUACCCACAUAUUUUGUAUAAUAUUUGCUUAAUUUA